AAAAGACUGAGAAUGGUGGAGCGGAAGCAGUUCAAGACCAGGCUAUGUGUACCAUAUCAGAAAGGCCGGUGUCCACGCCAAAAUUGCACCUUUGCCCAUGGGAAUGCGGAGCUGCGGCGAUUCUCUGGCUCGUAUAGUGGAUGUUGGAUCACAUUAUCUUGUUUUGAGACUGGUUGAAUUGCAAGCAGUAUGGAUAUUUUAAUUUAGAUGGGAAAAUCUUCAGUAAGGAUUCUGCUGAUUGGUUUAUCAAAAAGUCAAUGCUGGUAUUGUUCUUAACGUUUCCUUUUCAUGGCAACAUAUUUCAUGGAUCACUCCACGAAUCUGUGGAACUACAAAGUACUAGCUGAAGGACCUUGGUCGGGCUUUCUUGGAUUAUUCCUUCAUGUUAUAUUUAGAUCAGAAUCAACUUCAGUGAAUUAUCUAAUCCUUCAUUAUAGCAUGUUCUACUUCUUGAGUGAAUGGAGCUUAUGGUUUUCCUUUUGAUUGACGCUUCUGGAUGAUGUUAUGGUGUGGCUCCUUGUACGAAGGCUGAAUGAAAUUGUUAAAGGGCAUAUUACCAGAAGAAAUCAAAUCUGAUAGCAUGUGGAAGGAUGUUUAUUUUUGUAAAAUCAUCUUGGAGAUAUCUCUACCUUUCGAUUAUAUUUUAUACCAUACCGCCAAACAAGAAGAUGAGGAAGUGAACUGUUCUUAAUCCCAUUUCAACCUUGAUUGCACUUCAAAGAUAUAAGCUACAUGCCUGGGUUUUUAUUUCCGUCGCUAAUUUCUGUCGCCCUUUUGCUCUUGCAUGGGAGGCACUAUAACUAUUCAUUAUUAUGUUUCUCUUGUUAUUCAUCGUGAUGGUAGGCAAGACUAUUCAGGCGGUGACUUGAGAGGAAAACUUGAAAGAAGGCACUUAUCCCCUCGCAGGUUAUCACCAGCUAGAGAUGCAAGGAGCCGCCAAAACAUUCAUGAAUACAGCCCUGGGAGGUCCUUGGAGAAAAGAAGUGAUAGGAAGCGCAAGAGAGACAAGGGCAUUGCAGGACAAACUGGUGUUUCUGGAAGCUUGAGAUUCUCUGAUAGAAUCCAGGAUAAAGUUAAAGAAGGAAAACUGCAUUCCUCUGGUUCAAAAAAUAGUCUUGAGGAGCAGCUGGAAAAAGUACAGACAGAAAUCAACAUGCUUGACCAGCAAAAGUUUCAACUUGGGGUCUGCUUGGAUGAGAGUGUUCAAGAAGUGGAUACCCUUAAUUCUAGAAUUCAGGAACUUCAGGCUCAAUUAUGCAAAGAGAAUGAAGACUGUAAAAGGGUCACGUCAAAAAUAAGGAAGUUUGUUAAAGCACAUAAUCAUAAUGCUCGGUUACAAGAUGAAUUAAAGAGAUCACAAGCUCGACUUCAAAGGUUGGGAGAUCAGCUUGACUCAGACAUAGCUAGAAUUGGUGUCAAUGAAGAAGACUUGAGUAUUGAUAUUGUAAGCAAUGCUGAGGAUGCAGGUUUUCCUUCCAUCUUCAAAGAUAAUGUGGAGCAGAAUGAUGCUUCUCCGCACAGAAAAAGGCUGCCUUUUGGCCAAGAUGCUGUUGAAGAAACAAGACAAGCCAGAACCAGGAAGCGUUCUCGGUGGAGUUUGGCUGCUCAAUCAAAUGAUAAGGAGUAUGAAGGCCUUGAGGCCCCAAAUAAUGGGACUCAAGCAACUAAGCCCCAUAAUAUUGAGGGCAGGCCAAAGAAAGGAACAUCUAGUUCUUCUGGCAACCUUGGCGUAGAAAAGUUGAAGGAAAGUAGGGUUGGUGUGCCAUUAACCAGCAUGGCAGCUCAUGUGGUUGAUGAGGAAGUUGAGAUUGAGCUGGAUGACAACAUUGAGAAAAUUGAAACCGCACCUGCAGAAAAUGAAAAUGAAGUGGCAUUUAAGGUGAGGAGUUUACCACUGCUGCCCCCAACCCUUAGUUCUUCUGGAACGAAUUAUUCACAGUAUGAGGGUGAUGAUGAGAAUGUGGAUGUGGAUGUGGCUUGAUGAGGAGGCGGCAAUUGUACACAUGGAUAUGAUCGAACUUAUAAAUUCAAGCAGUGAUUAUAUUUCUGUGGGUGAGCUGGUGGUUGUAAAAUAUCAAUAUCUGGUAGCAUUUUGGAAUUGAGAUACUUUGGGAAGAAACAAAUGACUCAUGCGUGUUGGCUUUGCAUAGAUGCAAUGUUAUGUUCUGUAUAGUUGGAUUUCUCUGGUUCAUAUCCAAGAGUUAGAAAUUUUGACUAUCAAACCAGAGUAGGCAUUCUCAUUCUGAACGAUGAUUAUACUGGAUAACAUAAUCUUUCUAUGCGAUCUAUAGUAACUGUUUAAACUC
Molecule: messenger RNA, 2306 nt
Organism: Prosopis cineraria
Lineage: Eukaryota; Viridiplantae; Streptophyta; Magnoliopsida; Fabales; Fabaceae
Product: zinc finger CCCH domain-containing protein 13
Exons: 12
Coding region: 785-1981 (398 amino acids)
Molecular function (GO): metal ion binding
Source: RefSeq, a predicted model, not a curated record